AUGACGGCCCAGACGAACGGCGCGCAGGUGAACGGCGCAAAGCCAAAGACCGGCAUCAAGGUCAUCAUUGUAGGCGCAGGCUUCGGCGGCCUCACAGCAGCCAUAGAAUGCAUCAAGCAAGGCCACACCCCCGUAAUCUACGAAGCCUUCCCGGAGCUCAAAAUCCUCGGCGACAUCAUCUCCUUCGGCCCCAACGCCGGUCGCAUCUUCUACCGGUGGGCCAACGGCGCGGUGUCCGCCAAGAUGCGCAGCAUCUCCAUCGACCUGACUGAGUACGGCUUCAACAUCCACAAGUGGGACACGGGCGAAAUCGUCAUCAACCAGAAAUCGCCGAUCAAGGACGAAACGGCGCCCGUGUUCAACGGCCAUCGCGGCGAGCUGCACGAGAUUGUGUUUAACUACGCAAAGGAGUGCGGCGUGGAGAUUAAUCUGGGGCAUCACGUGGAGAAUUACUGGGAGACGGAGGAUGCGGCGGGCAUUGUGCUUGAGGAUGGGACGAAGGUUGAGGGCGAUUUGGUGGUCGGGAGUGAUGGUGUGAGGAGUAAGGCGAGGACGCUGGUCCUGGGGUAUGAGGAUAAGCCGAAGUCUUCGGGAUAUGCGGUGUGGAGAGCGUGGUUUAGCAACAAGGAUAUGAUUGCGGACCCGGAGACGAAGCACUUCUGCGAAAACGGCGAUACGUUCAAUGGCUGGAUAGGCCCAGACGUCCACUUCCUCUUCAGCACCAUCAAAAACGGCAGCGACUGCUGCUGGGUCCUCACCCACCGCGACGAAGCCGACAUCGCCGAAUCCUGGUCCUUCCCCGGCUACAUCAAAGACGUGAAGAAAGUCCUCGAGGGCUGGGACCCCAUGUGCACGAAAAUCAUCUCCAAGACGCCCGAGCAGCACCUCGUCGACUGGAAGCUCGUCUACCGGGACCCCCUGCCCACCUGGGUAUCCGGCUACGGCUCCGCGCCGGGCCACGGCCGCAUCUGCCUGCUUGGCGACUCCGCACACCCCUUCCUCCCGACCAGCGCACAGGGCGCGACGCAGGCGCUGGAAGACGGCGUCACGCUCGCGGUGGUGCUGCGCAAAGCGGGCAAGCAGAACAUCAAGGGCGCGCUGCGCGCGUAUCAGGACAUCCGGUACGAGCGCGUGAAGAAGGUGCAGAAGACGGGGGAGACGACGCGCGACAUGUGGCACAAGACGGACUGGGCGGAGGUCAAGCGGAACCCGGAGAUUAUCCAGUUUCCACGCGAGGAUUGGAUUUUCGAGUUCGAUGCUGAGAUGUUUACAGAGGAGAAUGGGGAUGUGGCUAUUGCUAAGGCUACGGAGGAGCCAACGGUGGGGGCUUGA
Molecule: messenger RNA, 1332 nt
Organism: Trematosphaeria pertusa
Lineage: Eukaryota; Fungi; Ascomycota; Dothideomycetes; Pleosporales; Trematosphaeriaceae
Product: FAD/NAD(P)-binding domain-containing protein
Exons: 3
Coding region: 1-1332 (443 amino acids)
Biological process (GO): secondary metabolite biosynthetic process
Molecular function (GO): FAD binding; monooxygenase activity
Source: RefSeq, a predicted model, not a curated record